AAAAAAGCAUAUGUUCCAAACAUUAAUUCCUUUUGUGUGGUGUCUGUCAUUUAACGAAAAUUGUUUGUGAAUUACAUUUUGCCAGAACAAAAGUUUAUUUGAAAUGUUUACAUAAAAUUGUUCCUUCCUAAAUAAUACACAAUUAGAAAACACUUAAAUUCUGUGUUUUGCUUUGGAAAACAACUUAGAAUCAACUCAAUAUAGUUCUUGCAAUUUGUGAACGCCAUUUUGGUCUUCAAUUUUUGUUUGAAUCAAAAAGAAUUUAAAGAAGAGGUUUUAGUGUUUGUAUUUAUUUUCUAAAUAUGGGUGUUUCUGUUUUGUGCACCAGCACCUGCCCAAAAUCCAGUCGGCUUCAAGUCGAAUAAAAACAAAGAACUCCAACAAAUAAUAAAUUAAAAGCAAAUAGUUUUGUAAAAACCUAAAAUAGAGUAGAAAAAAGUAAAAUUAGAAUAAAAUGGCAACAAGAAGUGAUGAAAAUAAUAUAAAUGUGAUAUCAGAUGAAAGUGACGAUGAUAAUAUUAUAAUAAUUAAUGAUGAAGACGGAGAUUCUGGUCCAUGUCCGUCGAGUUCAAUUUCAUCGGAAACAAAUCUACUGCCAAAGCAUACAGAAAGUGACGUUUUCCCAGAAGCUGUCAUUGAAUGCCCGAUUUGCCUACAAACAUGCAUACAUCCCGCAAGACUCCCGUGUGGUCAUAUUUUCUGUUUUCUCUGCGUAAAAGGUGUUGCGUACAAAAAUCGUCGUUGUGCAAUGUGUAGACGUGAGAUUCCACCAGAGUUCCUAGAUCAUCCUCAACUCGUAAACGGAAUACAGGAUAUUUGUAAAACAAAAACUACCGAAGAUGGCUAUCAGUGGUUCUAUGAAGGCCGAAAUGGUUGGUGGCAAUAUGAUGAUCGUACAAGUCAGGAUAUCGAAGAAGCUUAUAAGAAAGGAGAAAAAUCAUGUACAAUACUUGUUGCCGGGUACGUGUAUGUUGUUGAUUUUGAAGGAAUGCUCCAACAACGCCAAAACGAACCAUCCCGUCGACGACACGUGAAACGUGAUCUCGCAUCCAUACCCAAAAAGGGUGUUGCUGGAUUACGCAUCGAAGGCAACACAGUUGCCACAGAUACAAAUUUUGCCUCUCAAGUGUACCAUAGUCGUCAGAUGGGCUUUAAUUCCAUAGACGAUGCAAAUCGAGCAAUGGCCGCUGCUGUGCCCAGCAUUGGUGUUGGUGAUUUUGAAAAUCAUCUUCUGCACUUACAUACUCAAUCGCAUCGUCCUUUAAGCCAGCAGUUGUCGAUGCCUGGUAGCGGUGGUGUUGGAACGAGUAGCAGUGCUAGUGAUUUCAUAUCAACAGUAGCAGCAACUGAUGCAGCAAUUCGAAUUGCUAGUGAUAUAAUUGGCUCAACUCUGGCUCAUGCUGACGAGAUAUCUCGUCUAGAUGCGAGUAGACAACUCAAUAGUAACAGUAACAGGAGCAUUAGUCCAAUCAAUAGCAACGGCAACAGCAGCAACAACAACAGCAGCAGCAGUAGCAGUGGUAUGGGUAGCAUUUCAAUAAUUGGCGAAAGCUCCCCGUCUUCGUCGUCACAACAUGCACAAGAAAUUUAUAGACGAUUCGCUCUUCUAUUUGAAUAUUUUAACGUUGAAGUCCUGUCGCCGAUAUGUCAAAGUUUCCUACCACAAACAAAAUAUUUUCGUCUAUGGUAAAUAAAAAGAGACAAUUAUAAAGAAACUAAAUUAUAUAAAAAGUAAUAUCCCAUCCCAUUUCUUAAUCUAAAAUCUGACAAAUAAACUAAAGUUUCAUAUGGUUGCACGAACUUGUACACUCUUACAUAAUGUCACAGAAUGAUUUUUAUUCUUCAUCACCAAAACACCUGCAAACUUUUCUUGCAUCUGCUUUACCUAAAACCUUAUAUUGUAGUCAUGGGUUUUACUCUUACAAAUAAUCAAAUAAAAAUGCUUUUCACAUAAAUCCACACCAACCAAAUUCACCUCCACCUACCGAAUAAAAUUAAAAUAAGAAACCACUAGCUAAUUACUAUUUCGUUAGAUACAUUUGAUUAAGUUUUAAUUAAAUUUUAUCAAAUUCGACAAUGCAAAAAAACACACACAUUAUUCUAUAAUUAUUUUUAAAUUAGUAAUUAUUCUCCCAUUAAGUGGUUUUCAUUUCUUCUCCCCAACUGUCGCUUUUAUUCUCUCUCUAUUAUUUUAUACCUACAUUCAUAUAUUUUUUCCAUCCCAUAUAACAAAAUCUAUAGCAGUGGUUUGAUUAAAAGGGAUUAUGGCUGUGUAAAGAAAUUGACAUUUAAUAAAGAAUAUUUUAUUAUUAUAUAUUAUAGAUAUAUUAUAGUAUAAGCAAGAAUAUAUAAUUAAA
Messenger RNA from Eupeodes corollae, 2357 nucleotides. It is a transcript of the gene Rnf146, whose product is annotated as E3 ubiquitin-protein ligase rnf146. Lineage: Eukaryota; Metazoa; Arthropoda; Insecta; Diptera; Syrphidae. The record is from RefSeq and is a predicted model, not a curated record. Gene Ontology annotation, biological process: Wnt signaling pathway; ubiquitin-dependent protein catabolic process. The transcript has 5 exons. Gene Ontology annotation, molecular function: zinc ion binding; poly-ADP-D-ribose binding; ubiquitin protein ligase activity. The coding region runs from base 455 to 1690 and encodes 411 amino acids. Gene Ontology annotation, cellular component: nucleus; cytoplasm.